Messenger RNA from Arachis duranensis, 1125 nucleotides. Its product is annotated as cyclin-J18. The transcript is spliced from 9 exons. Lineage: Eukaryota; Viridiplantae; Streptophyta; Magnoliopsida; Fabales; Fabaceae. The coding region runs from base 228 to 965 and encodes 245 amino acids. The record is from RefSeq and is a predicted model, not a curated record.
AGUUGAGAGUUAUGCAUACUGUCAUGACAUCAACUUGGAGUAAGAAUUGCAGUCUAACUAUGAUGCCAUCUAACUAACUAACAGGGAGCAAGGAGUAGACUUCUACCAAAUUUCUCAACAAUUUUAGUAUCCAGUGAUCAGCCAGCAAGUAACUGGACCUUGGAGCACUUCAACAACUUAAAUUGCGAGAGCCAGCAUCACCUUCAUCAACCAAACAAGUAAACAUAAUGGAACACAGCAGUUCGAGUUUGGUUGACUCAACGCUGAUCUCGUCUCAGCGUCUCUCACUCGUUGAGUUCCUCAUUCAAUCUGCUGAACACCUCCAAGUUGCUCCGGUUGUUAAGUACUCUGCAUUAUCCCUCUUCGCGGAUCGCUUCCUUCCUUCUCUACCACGUUUCAAAAUAGAUGCUCAGAAUUCAAAUAACUGGCUAUUGAAGCCCCUCACUGAGAGUGCAUUGCACCUAUUUGCGGUUAUUUCUCUCUGGAUUUCAACCAAAAUGCAUGAUUCGAGGCCGCUCUCCGUUACAUGCUUGAGGUCUUUGGCUAACAAAUCCAUCAGCGAACAACACUUCACCACUCGAAAUUUCUUGGAAGCAGAGGUGCUCUUUAUGCAGGUGUUGAAUUUUGAGAUUGGCACAACAAAUAUUGCGUUUUUGUUCCUUCAAGAGCUUUGGAUUCAGAUAAAGGGAGUGGCAAAGGCUGGUGAGCUGAUUAACUUUGAAGCUUGCAUGGAGAUCAUGGAUCUGCUCUAUGAAAAGGAAGAGACAUCACUACUUUGUACUUACAGCUGUCCGCCUCACUCUCUUGCUGCAUCAAUCUUGGUUGUGACAUAUGUAAUGACAGUCCCUCAACACAAAUGGGAGUUUCCAAUUCUUCCAUGGGCCAAGUUUGUGACCUCGUGUAAGGAAGAGGAUAUCAUCAAAAUGGCCACUCUGAUCCUCAGACAUGUACUGGAACCUUCUUGAGUUCAUUCUGAUAGAUUAACGCCUCUGGAAUUUGGAUUGUCUUUUGAACUUGUUUUUCGCAACUCACAAGAGGAUAUUUACCAGUGCACUCUGAUGAAUGUGGUUUCUGAGCUUGCUUAUAUGUACAUAUUAUCAGACAUAAAAGAUUCAACUCUGAUUG